Molecule: messenger RNA, 3764 nt
Organism: Sinocyclocheilus grahami
Lineage: Eukaryota; Metazoa; Chordata; Actinopteri; Cypriniformes; Cyprinidae
Product: ZZ-type zinc finger-containing protein 3-like
Exons: 8
Coding region: 66-2372 (768 amino acids)
Molecular function (GO): zinc ion binding
Source: RefSeq, a predicted model, not a curated record
GUGCCCACAUUCUGCUGCUGAGGAGAGAGCACCAUGAUGAGAAGACGGUAGGCACCCACCAUAGUAUGGCAGCGUCCCGCUCUUCGCGCAUCACAAGAUCAUCAGUGGGGAUAAAUGGAUUGGAUGAGAACUUUUGUGGUCGAACCCUCAGGAACCGCAGCAUCGCCCAGCCAGAAGAGAGCACUCUGCUUCCUGUGCCCAGAGCCCGCUCGCCCAAGAAGAAGCAGGACUGUCAGCAGCACCAGCAGACCGGAGCACAGGUCGGAAAGGUAGCCGAGAGCAAGCCGGAGGGUGAGCCCUUGCCAUCUUAUGGAAAGCGAGGCUUGCCAAGCUCCGAGAAGGACGAGUCAGACAAAUCGGACAGCUGUGAGCGUCCUAAGGCCGGGGGUGGGCCGGAAGCCUCCCCCGCCCUGAAGAAGGCCAAACGCUGCCCUCGCUCAGGUGAAUCGCAGGGGGUAGAGGAGGAACCUUCUCUCAAACCGGAGAACCCUGAUUCCGCUGCACCGAAGGAAAAUGACGAGGGCGCAAAAUCGAACUUGUCCUCGGACCCUCCGCUCAGCCUCGACAAAGAGGCAGAGCAGAAAGAGGACUGCCCAGUGGAGGAGAUCGUCCCUCCGCCGCAGGCCGGCGAGAACGUCAAGGCCACCAAUGGCCUCACUGACCUCCAUAAGGAGGACUCAGAAGUUGCAGCCUUACCCCCAGAGCCCUGUGCCUCCCCUGCCAUGCUUAGCAACAGUCCUUCACUGUUAAACGGCAGCCAGGCUGCACCCUCAUCCCCCGACCCUAUUGUGCCUUGUAGAUCCCCUCAUCCCAAGCAAGCCAAUGAGUCCGACAGCCCUCAGAUUGACUGUGAGAGGAAUUGCACCCCCGAGGAAGCUGCCGAGGUCGUGUUAUCCCGGGAACCCGAGAUGGAGGUAGAGGUAGAUGUCGUAGGGGAUGCCGGCCAGGCUCAGGAUGAGCUCGCAAGAGAGGAGAGCACCAACGGCGGCUUUCAGGCUGAGCCGCAGGACCCUUCUGACAACUACUCUAAUAUCUCAGGAGAAACGGUGGUGCUGACUGCCUCCCAGCUGCCUGCAGAGCCCCCCUCCUUCACAGAGCCUCAAGAACACCGAUACACCCUGAGGACUUCACCGCGCCGCGCUGCCUUUGGUAGUGGGCUCAAAGCCAGCUCCCCCAAACCCAGUUCCCCGCACAUAGACAAUGGUUCGCUGAAGGAGGAGUCCACGCCGGUUUCUCUUUCCUCUGAGGACACCAGCCAUAAAGACCUUCCCCGUGAUGCACCGGGACUUUCUAGCGAGGCAGACAAUGAACUCUCAGAGAAAGCAGGGGUCAGUGGAGAGGUUGGAGUGUCAGAUAGUAGAGUGUCGCGAUCCACCAAAGAGCUGCUGGCCGCUCAGGCUGAGGAAGAUGAGGAGGAAGAGGAGGAUGUCUACUAUUUUGAGUCUGAUCACUUGGCUCUCAAACACAACAAAGAGUAUGUUCAGGUUUAUGCUGUCCUGUCUGAAGUCAUCAGUUCUGGUAAACCAAGAUAUGCAUUGUCCUUUAACCCCUGUUUUGUUUAUUUUGCGCAGAUGAUCAGAGGGAGGCUGUGCGACCAGAACAAACCUGACACCUUCAACCAGCUGUGGACCAUUGAGGAGCAGAAAAAGUUGGAGCAGCUGCUCUUGAAGUUUCCACCCGAGGAGGUUGAGUCUAAACGCUGGCAGAAGGUCGCAGAUGAACUUGGCAACAGGACUGCCAAACAGGUUGCUAGCAGGGUACAGAAAUAUUUCAUUAAACUGACAAAAGCUGGUAUUCCAGUACCAGGCAGAACACCCAAUGUGUGCAUGUACAGUAAAAAGCCCUCCAGUAAGCGACAGCACCACCUCAAUAAACACCUGUACAGGCCCUCGACGUUCCUCACCUCAUACGAGCCGCCCGUCUACAUGGAUGACGAGGACGAACGUUCACACUUCUUCAACAGCCUCCAGGAUAAUGAAGCAGAUGAUUCGGAUGAGGAUGGGGUUCCAGUGGAGCUGAGGCACCUGCCGGAGUAUAAGGAGCUACUGGAGCUGAAGAAACUCAAGAAACAGAAACUACAGGAGAUCCAGGCUGAGAGCGCGGUCACGCAGCAUGUUGGCUAUAAGUGUGACAUAUGUGGCAUGCAGCCCAUCCAGGGUGUACGGUGGCAUUGUCAGGACUGUCCACAGGACAACGCCAUGGACUUCUGCAGUUCCUGCUCCAACUGUUCUUUCAAAACGGAGACCCACAAGCCCACACACAGACUGGAGCCAGUCUGCCAGGCCGAAACCUUCCUGGACAAAGACUACUGCUUACCGCAGAGCACAGGCUACAACUACCUGGACCCCAACUACUUCCCUGCAAACAGAUGACAGGGACAAGCUCCGGCGCUAGUAUCCAGGGCUGGGCCACAGCCCCCAGGGCAUUCUGUGCAUGGCUUCAUCAUCCAAGUCAAAGAAAUGCUUACAUUUGGGCGAGAGGGUACCGCAGAUGGGCCGCACCUCGCCCCGACCCGCUGCUGGAGGGGGGUGGGGUGGGGGGGGGUUCAUGGGAGAGGGGGCAACACUCUGCCACGUUUGUCAAACCUUACCAGGUCUCGUCAAGUAACACUAUCUCAAAUCAAAAGAAACGAGAGGAAAGAACGAACAAAAGAAAAGGCACACCGACAUUCCCAAUCCCAGGACAUUUAGAAGGCAACCCGACGCCUCCCUUUGUUCCGCUGUUUGAGUGACGGGCGUCAGUGACGCACCUCUCAGAGGAGUGCGCGGCUCUGGAUUCAUCGGCGGGAGCGGGGUUGGGCUCGCGUUAAAGUGCAUAAUGUCGUCUGUAGUUGAAAUAUUUAUAAGUGAGGCUUCGUGUGUGAGCUCUUUUCGUGAGACGGGAGUACAAGGAAAUGAAUUUGGUGCUGAGACUGUCGUCUUUGAUUCAUACCAGGUUUUUAACCAAUCGAGGAGGUUCGCUCACAACUCGAAACGGGUUAAUAAAAAUCCCGGCUGACAGACCCCAUAAGUGUCUCUUGCCAUGGGCUACCAUUUUCACUAGAAGCUGCUCUUUGUUUCCUCUUACGAUGAUGUUGUCACUUUAUUUACGUUCAUUUCUCGUUUUUUAAAUUAUGCCGAAUUAAAAAAGCCACUCCACUUGACCCAAUAGGAUCCCAAACCUCAAAGCACUACAGCACAGAGAAGACCAGCUGAGAUCCGGAAGGCGUUAUAGCGCUCUCUGCGCUCGUGGAGAGCCUUGUUUUCUUUUCUCAAUGUGUACUGUUGUUGAUCAUGUGGAGUAUUCAAAUAUAUGGUGAAAAGUAGCCAGUGGUAGUUGCCGUGUGCCAUUUUUUUUUUUUCUUCCCUGUCCAGUUGAUUCAAACCUGGCCACUUGUUUUAGAAGAAGAAAAUAAAGAACUUGCUGCCCUCUGUGAAAAACUGCCCAACCAUCAUCACGCCUUUAGAUCCCUCUAAUUUUUGCAGUUUCCUCACGGUCCAUGAAAAGAUUGUAUUUUUAUUAAUCUAUUUAAAAGAUGAAGAAUAACAAGAAAUCGAGUUGGUGGUAGUCGUCGCACGUGCGCCGCACUCCCACGUUAUUUUAUACACAUGCAUUUCGUUGUGCUUUGAGUAGACCAUUUUGUAUUGGGUUCUGUUCUGUUCUGUUCACCUCCCCUCCCUUGACCUGCUUCAAUAUCUGUGUAUAACAGUCUGUUCUUAAAUAAUGUAAAAAAAAAAAUGUUAGAGGAGAACCGUGGAAAUAAAAGUAUGUGAAAAGACUUUCUA